AUGCAGUCAAACAAGGUCAAACCUGCAUCUUCUGAGGACCAGAAUGGACGAUCUCCUUCCAACGAGGUAGAUCUCGCCAAACAGGAGAAAACAUCAUUCUUUGCUCUCUUUCGCUAUGCUGAUGCUUUGGAUGAUUUCCUCAUAUUCAUCUCCCUUAUUGGCUCAGUAGCAACUGGCGCAGCUCUCCCUGCCUUCACGCUGUUCUUCAAGGACCUCAUCAACGGAGGGUUUGGAGCAAGCUCGCUCUCUGCUAGUGAGGUCAACAAGACUGCUCUGUUUUUCCUUUGGAUCAGCCUGGGCUUGCUCGUAUGCGGCUCCAUCUCCAACGGCGCCAUGCUCUUGGCCGCAGCCAACCAGGGAUCAAGGCUGCGGAGGCAGUACGUGAAGGCCAUCUUGAGACAGAACAUCGCUUGGUUUGACACCCAGAAGACUGGAGAGAUCACCACGUCGAUCGAGCGCGACUGCUCCAACGUGCAGGGGGCCAUAGGCGAGAAGGCCGUACUCUUCGUUCAUAACCUGUCCACUUUCGUCAUUGGAAUCGCACUUGGGUUCUGGCAAGGGUGGGAGAUGGCUUUGGUUAUAUGCGCGUGCUUGCCGCUGCUGGCCGGGGCUGGAGCUUGGAUGGCAAAGAACCUGGCAGACCUUGCUACUAAGGGAGAGCGGGCGUAUCGCUCUGCAGGAGCUGUUGCGGAGCAGGCCAUCACCGGGAUCAGAACUGUAGCGUCGCUGCGAGGAGAGCAACGAGAGAACCAGAGGUACUGCUCGAACCUGGACGAGGCGCUGGACAUGGGAAUCAAGAAGGCUCGUACCAAUGCGUUGGGAAUGGGCAUCGUCAUGAGCACAACAAUAUUUCCGUACGCCCUGGGACUGUGGUUUGGCAGCUGGCUGAUCGCGCACGGUGUUACCAACAGCCGCACUGGUUUUCUCUACUCAGCAGGGGACAUCAUGUUGGUUUUCUUUUCCAUCGUGAUGGGAGGCUUCAGUCUCGGUCAGGUCGGGCCUUGUGUGCAGGCGUUCAUGAAGGGCCAGGCGUCAGCUAAGAGAAUCUUCGACAUCAUCGACCGCAAGCCCCCCAUCGACAUCGAAGAUCCGUCAGGCGAGAAGCCAGCAAGUGUCAAGGGUGACAUCUGCCUCAAGGGCAUCGCCUUCACCUACCCAGCCCGCCAGGACGCUCCCAUCUUCACCAACCUCGACCUCAACAUCGCAGCGGGUCAGACGGCGGCGCUGGUCGGGGCCUCGGGGAGCGGCAAGAGCACGGUGAUCCAGCUGCUGCUUCGCUUCUACGACCCGGACGCGGGGCAGGUCAUGCUGGACGGCAGAGACCUGCGAACGCUCAACGUCAAGUGGCUGCGCGAGCACCUGAGCAUCGUGUCACAGGAGCCGAUCUUGUUUGCGGUGUCGAUCGCUGAGAACAUCAAGUACGGCAAGCCCGACGCCUCCAUGGACGAGAUCGAGAAGGCGUCGGUGGCGUCCAACGCUCACAUGUUUAUCUCCGGGCUUCCGGGCAAGUACGACACGCUGUGCGGGGAGAGAGGGACGCAGCUGAGCGGCGGUCAGAAGCAGAGGAUCGCGAUUGCGCGCGCCAUCAUCUCCAACCCCAAGGUGCUCCUGCUGGACGAGGCCACGUCGGCCCUGGACUCGGAGAGCGAGAAGCUCGUACAGGGAGCGCUGGACAACCUCAUGGACGGGAGGACCGUCGUGGUGGUCGCUCACCGCCUGUCGACCAUCCGCAACGCAGACAAGAUCUGUGUCUUCCAGACGGGCACCAUCGUCGAGGAGGGGACGCAUGAGGAGCUGUACGCGAAGCAGGACGGCUUCUACCGGGAGCUUGUCUCGAAGCAGAUGAUGGCGGGAGAGGCGGCGGUAGGAGGGACUCCAGCCACAACAGAGGAGAAGCCAACCCAGGCAAGUCAGCCUGUGCAGGACACAGUGUCAGCGACCAAGUCUACGACAGAUGUGGUGCUCAAGGAGGUAAGCGAGGAGGAGAAGAAAGCCGAGAAAGGCUACCUGAGCCGAGCGUUCAAGCUGAACAGCCCGGAGUUCUUCCCUUGGGCCUUGACAGGGUCGAUCGGGGCUUGCUUGAACGGAGCUUUGUUUCCUGUGCUUGCGCUGCUGCUCACGGAGAUGCUCGCUGGGUACAGCAUCGUGUGCUUCAACCUGAUGGAGACUAAGAUCGUCAAGUACUGCUAUGGCUUCGUCGGGUUGGCCGUUGCUGCUUUCGUUGCCAACUUCCUGCAGCUCUUCUCCUUCGGGAUCAUGGGCGAGCAUCUCACGCAGCGGCUGAGGAAGCUGAGCUUUGCCUCCGUGCUGCGGCAGGACGUUGGCUUCUUCGACUACACGGAGAACGCGAGCGGAAGCCUGACGACCAAGCUUGCCAAGGACGCUUCCUUGGUAGAGAACGCGGUCGGAACCACUAUCGGCCUCAUGAUCCAGAACAUUGUGAUCAUGGCGAUCUCUUUGACGAUCGCGUUCAUUCGAGGCUGGAUGCUGACGCUGAUCUGCUUCUCGACGUUCCCGCUGAUGGUGAUUGCGAAUAUGCUGCAAAUGCAGUUUAUCGCGGGAUCUGGCGGAGACUUGUCGAAAGCCUAUCAGCGGGCUACCGCUGUGGCUAGCGAGGCAGUUGCUGGGUUGCGAACUGUCGCCGCGUUCUCAGCAGAGGAGAAGGUGGAGGACCUCUACCAUUCCGCGCUAGACUCCGAUACGGGCGGUCAACGCAAGACUGCCUUGGCUGCAGGAGUAGGUCAAGGGUUCUCGCUGUUCACAAUGUUCUUCCUAUAUUACUGCGGUUUUGCGGGAGGGGCUUACCUCAUGAAUCAUUAUGAUUACACCUUCAAGGAUGUGCUGCAGGUGUUCUUCUCCGUCACCUUCAUGGGCAUGGCGGCUGGCAUGGCAGGGUCCCUCGCUCCGGACAUUGCCAAAGGCAAGCCAGCGCUCAUUGCUAUCUUCAAGCUGAUUGAUCGGGUACCCAAGAUUGACAUUCAAGACGAGGGCGGAGAGAGGCCUGCCUCUGUGAAGGGCGACAUUGAGCUGAGGAACGUUCAUUUCGCGUACCCUGCUCGACCCGAAGCUCAAAUCUUCAGCGGCCUCAACUUGACCAUCAACGCCGGUCAGACAGUGGCACUUGUCGGCAGCUCGGGCAGUGGCAAGAGCACGAUUAUCUCCCUGAUCGAGCGUUUCUACGAACCAGACCAGGGGCAGGUGCUGCUGGAUGGCAAGGACAUCAAGACGCUCAACUUGAGUUGGCUGCGCUCUCACCUGGGGCUUGUCAGCCAAGAGCCGGUGCUGUUCGCUACCUCCAUCUACGAGAACAUCCUCUAUGGAAGGGAGGAUGCUCGCAAGGAAGAAGUUUAUGAAGCCGCCAAGCGCGCCAACGCGUACGACUUCAUCAUGAACCUGCCCGGCAACUUCGAGACGGAGUGCGGAGAGCGAGGAACUCAGCUCAGCGGCGGACAGAAGCAGAGGAUCGCGAUUGCAAGGGCCAUGGUCUCGAACCCGAACAUCCUGCUGCUGGAUGAGGCUACUUCCGCGCUUGACUCUCAGAGCGAGAAGAUCGUGCAGAAGGCGCUGGAAAACCUCAUGGUUGGGAGAACGGUCGUCGUCGUAGCGCAUCGCCUUUCCACCAUCCAGAACGCGGACAACAUCGUGGUGUUCAGCAAGGGGAGUGUGAUGGAGCAGGGACGACAUUCGGAGCUCAUCAAGAAUCCUGCUGGGCCUUAUUCCAAGUUGAUUGCGCAUCAGAUGCAAGCUUGAUAGUAGACAUGCUCGACAUCCGAGACAGAUCUCGGGUCUUCGCCUUGUCGUUGGAGCAUUUUGGGACUGCGUCCACUUUUUUAAGAAAUAUAGAUACUUUCACCUUUUAGACAUCGUCUGUUACAAUAAAAGCUGUUUGCAAGCUG
Guillardia theta CCMP2712 is the source of this 3896-nucleotide messenger RNA. RefSeq lists its product as hypothetical. The record is from RefSeq and is a predicted model, not a curated record. Lineage: Eukaryota; Cryptophyceae; Pyrenomonadales; Geminigeraceae. The transcript is spliced from 18 exons. Gene Ontology annotation, biological process: transmembrane transport. The coding region runs from base 1 to 3750 and encodes 1249 amino acids. Gene Ontology annotation, molecular function: ABC-type transporter activity; ATP hydrolysis activity; ATP binding. Gene Ontology annotation, cellular component: membrane.